Messenger RNA from Cryptococcus deneoformans JEC21, 1648 nucleotides. Its product is annotated as expressed protein. The record is from RefSeq and is a predicted model, not a curated record. Bases 154 to 1572 code for a protein of 472 amino acids. NCBI's taxonomy places the organism in Eukaryota, Fungi, Basidiomycota, Tremellomycetes, Tremellales, Cryptococcaceae. The transcript has 3 exons.
CUAACACAUCCCCUAACGGUCCACUGCCUUCACUUACAGACACUUUUAUUCACGACGCAAGGACCUUGCACGCCGCCUUUAACCACUACUCGGGCUUCUUUUAUCCCCACAGUUAUUGUUUUUCAUUCAACAUCAUCCUUCCAUCCAUUCGCCAUGGCUACUUACCUUGCUCCUCCGGUCUCUUCUAAUAAGGAGAACUCUCCCGCACCUAACAUCGCCCUCAGCGAUAUCGACGCCAUCUCUCUUUCCUUGCGUACCUCACUUUCCGGGGUUACUCUUCCGGCCAAAAAGAAGGUUGCUGCCCUUGGUCUUGGCCGUGCUCCAAAAUUCACUUAUCGUCGCCACUCCAACAAGCCUUACAACCGAUCUACCUCCAUCACCCGAGCUAAAAAGGCUGCUGUUCAAACCAAGAGUGUCAGGUCCAAGGCUGCCGUCAAAAAGAGUAACACCAGGCCUCUGCCCUUGAAGUUGGUCCAAAGGCUAGAUGUGGAAAGCGCGAGGCUGGAGAGGUUAAGAAAAGCCGUUUGGAACCCUCCUGCUCCGGUUCCUGGCCAAGUCAGAGUUCCUCUCAAAUUGCCUUAUCCUAGGUUCCCUUCAAUUGAAUACAUUGAUAAUGAAUACCUCAAGGAAAUUCCCGUUCAGUACAUCUUUGACCGCAUGGUUCCUCUUCUUCCCUCCAUUGCUACCAUUACCCUUGCCUACCAACCUUAUGCUUCCAUUCCUCACCCCGACUCCAAAAUCUUGCGUGACACCACUCUCGCUUUUGCCAUUCCAGAGGUUAUCGACGGUCGCAAACCACAUUGGGCCGCCAAAGCACGAGGACGAGAGCCAGAUCUGGCACUUGCUGUCGCUUACAAAUCUGGAGAAGGGUCAAACGGUAACACGGUCGUUGCAGUCAAUAGUCUUGCUUUUGCUACUCAAUGCGCGUACUGGCCUCGACUUCUGACCACGUCAAUACCAAUUCCUACUCCCAAACGCCCUACACCUUCAGCAUCAGCUGUCUCAACCUCUCUCCCUGCUAUUGUCGAGACUGAAGAAAAUGUUUCCGAUGCUUCCUUUUCAUCUUCAUCGUCAUGGUCUGAUAGCGAUUCAGAGGUCGAGUUCAUUGACCUUCCCAGGCUGCCGAGACCUGUCAAGGACGACAAGGGUUUCUUACAUCUUCCUCUUGUUGAGCUCCCUAUCCCAUCUCCUUCCACGUUCCCCAUCAUCCACCGACAUCUCCACCACCCUUCUCGGGCUCUUCUUCCCGAUCUCCUUGGUCUGCCUGAGCACUACACGACUCGGUCGCAAGUGCUUGAUGCCAUCUCUGGUCUCUCGGUUCAGCAAUUAAUGGACAAGCUCACGACCUUGCAAGGCGUUUGGCAAAACCUCUGCAGCCUUGGGAUUGGACGACUGGGCACUUGGCGACAAUUGGGAGAGGCAUGGGCUUGUGUGGUGGGUGUAAUCGCUGGUCAAGGUCUGCUGAUUGCAGGACAAGAAGAAGCCGAGGUGCAGCGUACUGGGCGAAAGACUGCAGCGGAGGAUGUUGCAUGGGAAUGGGUGAGGCGAGAGAAGGCGAAGGAACAACAGUAGAUAGAAAAGUCAUUACUCAUCACCUACUCUAGAAGGAUUGCCGGUUGUAUAAAUAGUAGUACUGUACUCGUAGUGA